Rhopilema esculentum is the source of this 7239-nucleotide messenger RNA. NCBI's taxonomy places the organism in Eukaryota, Metazoa, Cnidaria, Scyphozoa, Rhizostomeae, Rhizostomatidae. The record is from RefSeq and is a predicted model, not a curated record.
UUUGAAGGGCGUGGUCCAAAACAUUUUCUGGGGACUUCACUCCAGACCCCCUCACUACUCCGGCCCUGGGUACGCCACUGUUCGUAAUGCUUCGACUGAGCAUGCGCAAAAAAGUCAGAAUUGUUGCUGUUAGUCUUAAAACACGGCUGUAUAAAGAAUUUCAGGGCCCUGCAAAGUUCGUUUCCAAAAUAUUUCCAAAAUAGAAUAUUUCCAAUUAUCCUAAAAGAGACUGACAAAUAAGACACAUGUUUGAUUUUUAGCUGACUUCCAUUCUAACAUAACAUAAGAUUGCAAAAAACUUUUUCCAAUCAAAUAUGUUGAAGUUUGAUGCAAGAAAACUUUCCGGAAACCUCUAAAAACAGCAUCUCGUGUACCAUAUUUCCUAAGACCAAGAAAUUGAAUUAAAACAAUGUGCUCUAUCAUACGGUAUAUCUGUAUCUAAAACAUACAUUUAUAUACAAAAAUUCAGGUAAAUUAUUUAAUUAGUCAGUUAUUACACACUGUGCUGCAAAUACAUUCAUUAGAUUAUAGCAUGUAUGGGACAAUGAAAAGGGCUUGCGAGGUGGGGGGUGAGGGGUGGUGGGGGCGGGGAGUUUGGAGGGAUUUUUCAAAAAAGCUUUAGCUUUGCGUAAGUUUAAUUGGCAAGGAUUGUAGCUCUGUCUUUUUGUUUGUGUAAUAGACCUGUCCACACGUGCAUAUAUUAAUGACCACACGUCCAAUGAUAGGGAAAUUCCCUUUUCCAACUAAAUAAUGACACAACUCUGGUCAUUUACACAGCUGCUGUUAAGAAAUACAAUGAUCAGAAUUUUAAAAUAACCAACUGCAACUAUGAACUUAUCAAGAAGAUUUGUGGCUCUAGCAAUACCAAUGCGUGGAAGUUAUCGAAUAAAGGAAGAUCUAGAACAGAUGUAAAAAAUAUCAGAAGAAGGAGGGGAGUUGCUAUUUGAUACUUAAAACGCAAAAAAACUGUUACGGCUCUUACUUCUUACAGCAUCUGGGGAAUGAAAUUAGGCUCUUGAGAUAAACAAAUUUUCAUAGAUAUGACUCUGACGUCAAACUUGAGUUGUGAAAGUAUUAAAAUAACUAUCAACCGUAAAUCGAUAACAUCAAAGGCAAUGCUCCAAAAAAUUAAAGAAAACUUCUACUGAAGUUUACGAGAUACUGCAAAAAUUGGUUUAAUUUACACGAGGUAUCCCUUCAUCUAGACCCUGUCUUCGAACGGCCAGUAUGAAUAUUUUAGCACAUUUAGAACCCAUAAAUUACAUUUGAUAACUAACUUUAAUCUACAAUGUAUUCACAAUAAGUUAUUAAAAUUCAAAAGUCGAAUACUCAAGAAAACACAUUCAAGCUUUCGGAAUAGCAACUUUCAGUUUCUUUUCAACUCGGCCUCCAAAAUUAUUCCCCAUGUUUCUACAUCAAUAACAGUGAUAACAUUUCUGCAAGCAAGUUCAUCGAAAGUUUCGAAGUUGCUAAAUCUUCCUUUUAUCCAGCUUCGAAUGCAUCCUUUCACUCCAAAGUUAUUCAAAAACACAUUUUUCCAAGUUAAUCCUUUUGCAAGGUCCUCCUGGAUGUCUUCCUCGUCGAAAUGUUGACAAAGUCUCUUCCAAAUUACGCUAUCGUUGUCAAUAAAGUUUAGCCAUUUCUUACUCGUUAAUAGCGAGGAAUAUAUUUCAUCAGCAGCCAGAUUUGCGAAGAUCAUUUCUGUAACUUCAGGAGGCAGAAUUUGCACAAAAUCGCUUGGAAAAGUAUCCAUUCUGUGUCCAACAGCGAGCCAGAGACUAACAAUUUGUACUUCAAAUAGGUGCUUGUUUUCGUGUGAUGGCCUAAGUGCUUUGACACGAUAUCCUUUUCUUUCCUCUCUUAACUUUACAGUAAAAUAUUCUGGUUAUGAUCCUCAGUUUUUGGUCUUAUGUUUCGAGUAGCAAAGGGAAAUUCCCCUCGCUUUCUUGCUUACCAGAAACAAAAUAUUACCAUUCUGUCAAGUAGGCUGGUAUAUCAGCUGAUUUUGUUGUAAACAAAAGGCCUCUCCUUUUUUAUUUCUUCGGAAAAGGACUAGGCUCUACUUCCUCACCAAUCAAGUCUCCAACAGCAACAACGAUUCAACAACAGCAACAGUGUUGUCACAUGUUGGGUAAUGGCGGAGAUUAAAGAGUACAAUUUUCCCUUCGACAGUUCGUUUUUCCAAGAAAUUAGUGGAGAAAGGAAACCUGUAGUUUUAAGAAAGCUAGAAAUUGGAGCAGCAUGCAAAAAAUGGACACCAGAAUAUCUUGCAUCUGCUAUUGGCUCAACCCCAGUGAAGAUUCAUGUAUGUCCUGUUCCCCAAAUGGAUUUUUUGACAAAAAACUUCCAGUACAAGACAAUGCCAUUCGAUGAUUUUAUUAAAAGAGUAAGCAAGCAGCAGCAAGACAAUUUCUUCAUCUCUCCAGACGAAAAAUAUUACUUAAGAUCAAUUGCCUCUUCAGAUCCAAGAAAGUGCGUUGCUGACAUAAAUAAAGAUUUCCCACAGAUUAGUAUGGAUGUGAAAGCUCCAGAAUUUAUUCCUUUGGAGAAGUUUUUUUCAAGUGUCUUUAGGAUAGGAUCAGCAAACAUGCAGCUGUGGACGCAUUAUGAUGUUAUGGACAAUGUGCUUAUACAAAUUUCAGGAAGGAAAAGGGUGGUAUUAUUCAAUCCACAAGAUGCAUUAAACCUUUAUUUGAAGGGAGAUAAAUCAGAAGUAAUUGAUAUUGAUAAGCCAGACUUGGAAAAAUACCCUAAAUUUCUGAAUGCUGAGAGAUAUGAAUGCGUUUUACAACCAGGUGAUGGAAUAUUCAUUCCUGCCAUGUGGUUCCACAAUGUCAUUGCACUGGAUUUCAGUAUAGCAAUAAACAUGUUUUAUAAGCAUAUAGAAGAUAAUUUAUAUGAUCAAAAGGAUGUUUAUGGAAACAAGGACCCAAUACCAGCUUCACGUGCAGCUCAAAUGGUUGAUAAAGCUGUUAGCAUGUUAAAUGAGCUCCCACCUGAAUACAGAGAUUUUUAUUCAAGAAUAUUGAUUUCGAAAAUUGAAAGCAAAUGUUUUCUGAAAGAGAAUUCUUCAAAUGGUGUUAAGUGAUUUUGAAGAUAUUGUGAAUGAAGGAGACAGAUCCCAUCACUGGAUAUUGGAAAUAAUUGGCACAUGUUACAUGAAGCCUCCAUUCACCAGCUGAAUAUUCAUGAAUCUAGCUGUGAUGUAUGAGAAUGCUAUGCAGUUGACAUUUUAUCAUUUUAAGUGGCAAGUAUCAAAUAAAAUUUGAAAGCAGAAACCUUAAAAACAGUAAUUCUUAGAGCAUUUUCUUUCUAUUUUGGUUUUUGAUCCAAAAGUUUAAAUUUUACUGUGAGCAAAGCAAAGCUUAUUGAAAUGUGUAUUUAUCUUCAUAGUAACAUAAAACUUUAAAUCCCUGAAAAAGUGACUUGACUGUCAAUAUGUUUUUUGGUUAAUGUUAUUUAUCAAUCCAUUAUUUUAACAAACAAAGAUAUAAGGAGUUUUUAUUUGUGUAGAAGAAGUUUUUUCAUGUACUAACAUGUGACAAACUAAACAUAUCAAAGAUAAAAGAUACAAUCCUGAUACAAACUGUUUUUUUUAUUCUUUCAAAAUAAUGUUUUCAGGAUUCGAAUUUAUGAUGAUUGCAUUGUGAUGGGAAUACUAUCCACAAGAAAAUAAAAUGUUUUGGAUAGAAGCUUUUACGCUUGUGUAAUGUACCAACUAGUAUAAGUGUAUGUCUUGCCCUACCAGUGGCUGAUUUAUGGUGGGAACAAGAGGCAGUUGCCUCCCCCCUGACCAAUAAGAAUUGAGUUCAGAGGGUUGUGAAAGUGGUGGGGGGACAGUGUAUUUGAAUUCAAGGGUUGCUGAGGUUGCAAACCAAGAAAGGCCCUUUAAUUUUAUUUAAUUUCAUUUACUUUAAUGUGAAUCAAGUUUUUAUAAAAAGUAAACAUCCACGAUAGAUAGACCAAAUGGUUAACACCUAUUUAAAAUUAAUCAAUAUAUUUUUAAAAUUGCUCAGGGAAGAUGCCCUGACUGCUCAUCAAAGAUACGACACUUCUAAAAAAUUAUAGAUCGCAUACUUAUUGAUGGCAUGCGCUAAGAUCAGUGGUCUGUUCUCUUGUUCUCAAUGUUCUCUUGUUGCAAUUUUAAAGCGAAACGGACAAUUAGUCUAGGAAAAUGUUUACAAAUAGAAAGAAGAUAUUUUUUGAUAAAAUGUAUUUGAUAAAUUACAACUGAGAGAGGAAGAUCGAUCCAGUUUCAUUGGUAACCUAUAGGACAGAGCCCUGUAGAUAGGUAGGCUACUAAAGCUUGGUGGAUUAUAAACAAAGUUCAAUUUACAAUUUAUCGAAUACAAGAUACGUUAAUGAAAGAUGCAAAGUUGAGAUUGAACGAUUCAAAUGCUCUAACAAAAUUUGUAAGAAGUUGCCAAGGAAACUAAAAGAACACAAGCAGGGCGAGCCAGCUGAGGCCCAGGGGUGAUUAGCAAAACAGGACCCCCUUAAGAAAAUUUCCUGUGGCCACGUCCUUCAGUUUCCCGAAUUAUUCGAGAAAUGCCCUUUUUAGUUACAAUUAUUGAACAAGUUUUUUUAAGGGUUUUUACAAGAAUGUGCUAAAACAUUUUACAUGAAUCAAGGACAUGUGGACAUUUCUCUGCGAUAAACUUACUGGCGUUUGUUCAAUAUGAGUAGCUGAAAUAGAAGCUUUUUUGCAUUAUAAAUAGAUCUUAUUACUUUAUUACGGGCCCCAUCGGAGAACAGGCCCCAGACAUUUUACCCCUCCUAACCCUCCUCUCGACGCCUCUGAACACAAGUGGCUCGGUAAGUCAACAUGUCAUUGUUACCCAGGGUAUGUCAUUAUGAGGUACUUAACAGCUCAUACUACAUUUGUUCUGACAAAAUAAAUGGCCCCCACACCAUAAUACACAUGCAUAGGUCUCUUACAAGAUGUUCAUCAACUGUUCACUGUUUUUCCAUUCAGGCUAUUGUCACCCCUGCGACCAUGUUGCUAAUGCUACCGUUCAGGAAAUAUAACUCUGUUGAUGCAAAUUCAAAUUCUUAUGACGAAAGUAGAUGGCUCACACUAUUGUACACAUUCACUUGUCUUAAUGUUUCCUUCACAAGUCUUCGAUGUUUUCAUUUUAAGCCAUUGUCACCUCUGCAUCCAUGAUGUAGAAUUGAUUCAUUAUUCUGCCUAUGCUACUGUUUCGAAAAGAUAAUUUAACCUUUGAACCUUGGUUAUUUGCAUCAAGAUAGGGCGUGGCCCUGAUUGCAGGCCGCACCCUUUACCGCCGCCUCUUUUCUUUUGCAAAUCUGCCAUUGAAAGUUUUAUCUCUGGAUCCGCACCAAAAUUCCGAAGAUGGAUCAUGUUUUGCUUGACAAAUCACGCAAAUCAAGCGAAAGAGGCUAUCCAUCAAGUUGUAUUAUUUAAUCCCUGCCUUCAUUCAGACAGUGUUCAAUUUCUUGCGCUUAAAAAUCUUCCUAUCUUCAUAUCAUAAUGAAACCAAAAAGGACUAUGGAGGAUAAAUUUGGUAGAAUGAUUGUCCCUUGUGCUUCGGAUCCUUGGUUCUCAAUCGAUAUUCUAAAUAUAACAGACCCAUUUUCCGGCUAUCCCUAGAAUGUGACAGUUGCAAAAUUUGUUAGUGUCGGGGUGCCGCAAACCAUGGUGGUGGCCUUCACCAAAUCCCUGAACAGGCAAUUUUGCCUUAUGCAACUAUAACGCCCUAAUACUGAUAGGUGCAUCAGGUGCUAAUGCUGUCUAUGCAGCCAUACUCCCAUUGAAUAUUAAACCAAAAUUGGAAAAGGCAAACUUUCUGGGCCCCCAAAGUCAAAUUUCCCUGUAAGGAAAUGCACUCCAGCCCAUCCCGGGUGUAGAGUACUCUAUUUGCAGUUUCAGCCGCUAUGUCAGAGCAGCGAAUGUUCAGACGCCAAAUAUAUCUACAAUAUUAAAGGGGAAACUAUCAUAAGAUACCUCAGAGUGUGUAUUGUUGCUUUGACACAAUUAUUGUGAAAAUUGUCUUAGAACGUGAAUAGAGAGCCCUCUGUCUGUAGUUACGGUCGGAAAUGGUUGUAUUCAGCGUACUCUACAAAUUUCUGAAAAUUUUUUAGAGCCCCCACUACCUACUUGUUGUGUUGUGGAUUCCCCCCAUUGUCCCACAAAUCAUAUAUCGAUUUACGGGUGCGCUUUUGCACAUUCGAGUGAUGGGCGUGGUUCCGAAUUAAAAUGUUUUUCAAAGAUCUCCUUUGCAGCAGGGAUUGUUUGCAAAUAGUCAAUUGUUUGCGUUUGAAAGGCAUUAACGAGGAAAGGCCAUGCUUGAUUUGUCUUUUUGCAAUAUUUCGGAUACAGUUUUUGCUGUUUUUCAAGAAUGCUGAAGUAGUGAGAGGGGGGGGGGGCAGAUUUUCCUACAACAAUUUUUCACAAAAUUCGAACGGUUUUAUCGGCCCUUCGUUUUUUCCUUUCGAAAACACAUCUGUCGAGUCGUUGUUAGAUCUAGCAGCCAAACUUUGAUUCACCAGAAGAAAUCAAGCUUCUGAUUUGAAGAUAGUAUUUCUGUAUUUCUUUGGAUUCACCAAUCCAUUUCAUGUUGUGAUUACGAGGUUGGUCUGUUUGGUACCAGUGAUCACGUGGGCCAGAGGAAAUCAUCUGGAACAAAAACUCUUCCUAUUUAGCAACGUAAUCAAGAAAGGCCUAAAUUAACGAGAGAAAAGAGAAGUCAAGUUUGUAGGAAGGAGAAAGAGCGAGAGUUCAGCCAUGCGACAGCUAAAAGGAAAAGUAGCCAAAGAAACGAGCAGGAUGAAACGUAAAAGAAAGCAGGAGAACAUGCAGACGAAGAGGAAUUCACUAUUUAUUGUUAUACCAACACUUGUUGUCGUGGCUCUUUUGAUUAUAACAUACGUGUAUGUAAACACCAACAAGAAGAAGAUUGAACUUUGAAUGGGAAAGUUAACCGUUAUCACAUCGUCUAUGAUCUUUAAAGAAACAAACUACGCUGAUCUGGCAUGUUGCCCCUCAAAGAACACUGUCUAAUUUACCAAUACGACAUCCGCUUUCUCUUGGUUAUUCAACGAAGAAGUUACUUCACCCUCGAUGUACAAAAGACUUGAAUUUUGUCAAUUUAGAUACGCAUCUGCACCUUAUUAUGAAAUAAUUUUCUGUGAGGAAAAUUGAUAUGGGACACCCUUGUUUUAUUUUUGCUGUCUGUACCAUAUUUCUGGUAUUUUAUUCACGAAAACGCUGACUACAUA